UUCUAACGAUUGCACCCAGGAUCUAAACGAUACAAUGCCAAGUAGACCUCGAACCUAUAAGGCCGGCCUGCGCGUAUAGGUUCAUUGUAUAGUCGAGACUUCGACAGGUAUAAAGGAAGCAAGCCUCAGAAGGUAAGUCUGCAGAUCUAGAGUCAAACUCAAGGAGCUCCUAUUUCUACACUGAUUCUGCCCGUCUCUAUCAUGUCAUCGACUAUUGAGCAAUACACAAUCUCCGUACCGGAAUCGCAGCUGCGUGAUCUGAACAAUAGACUUGACCUCGCGAGAUAUCCAGACGAACUUGACCAAGCGGGGUGGGAUCUAGGCGUACCACUGACUGAUGUCCAGCGACUUACGAGUUACUGGCGUCACACUUUCAACUGGCGAAAAGCCGAGCAAAACCUGAACAAGCUACCUCAUUUCAUCACGUCGAUCAAGGUUGAUGGCUAUGAAAGUCUAAGGAUACAUUUCCUCCACAAGAAAUCCGACCGCAGAGGCGCCGUCCCUCUACUCUUUGUCCACGGCUGGCCGGGAAACUUUCUCGAAGCCACAAAAAUCAUCGAUGAACUUACCUCAUCUUCAGACGAGCAUGUCUCCUUCGACGUCGUUGCCCCUUCUCUGCCACAUUAUGGGUUUUCUGAAGGCUCCAAGAAAAGGGGCUUCUCACAGGAACAAUACGCCGAAACCAUGCACAAACUCAUGCUCCGCUUGGGUUACAACGAGUAUGUCACCCAGGGAGGCGACUGGGGUUGGUACGUGACGCGCACAAUCUCGAAAUUGUACCCUCGACAUUGUAAAGCUACCCACUUCAACAUGGAUGUCGGUGCAGCGCCCGCAUUGUUGAAGAACCCUAUUCUUGCCGCCGAAGCGGCACUCAAGCCACUCUCGGACCGCGAGAAACAAGGUAUCUCCCGUACCCGGUGGUUUGACAAAGAGGGAUUUGGGUACAACCUUUUGCAAUCCACGAAGCCACAAACUGUGGGCUACGCCCUGACCGACAGUCCUGUCGCCCUCCUCGCAUGGAUCUAUGAGAAACUGCACGACUGGACCGAUGAUUACCCCUGGACGGACGAGGAAGUUUGCACGUGGCUGUCGAUAUAUUGGUUCAGCACCGCUGGGCCGGCCGCGAGCUGCAGAAUAUACUACGAGAUGGACCGUUCGGGGCCCUGGGGCAAACGUUUCACGCGGGACCAGCUGCGGGAGUGGUUACCGGGCGUGAAGAUCGGGUACAGCCAUUUCCCCCGCGACCUUCACGUGCUGCCGAGUACGUGGACGAGGACGUUGGGGACCAGCGUCUUCGAGAAAGAGCAUGCCUCGGGUGGGCAUUUCGCCGCGUGGGAACGUCCCGCGGACAUUGUGGCCGACGUGAGAGAGAUGUUUGGCAAAAAAGGUGGUGCCUAUGGUGUUGUGAAAGGCCGGGAUGGAUACUGACUACCUAGGUAUAUUUCCUGUCGCAGUUUUCAGAUAACUCCAUUUUGCGUUUAACCUUGGGAUGGACACGAUGAACAUUCACCUAAUAAU
Molecule: messenger RNA, 1518 nt
Organism: Exophiala oligosperma
Lineage: Eukaryota; Fungi; Ascomycota; Eurotiomycetes; Chaetothyriales; Herpotrichiellaceae
Exons: 1
Coding region: 202-1428 (408 amino acids)
Biological process (GO): epoxide metabolic process
Molecular function (GO): epoxide hydrolase activity
Source: RefSeq, a predicted model, not a curated record